Molecule: messenger RNA, 774 nt
Organism: Dama dama (fallow deer)
Lineage: Eukaryota; Metazoa; Chordata; Mammalia; Artiodactyla; Cervidae
Gene: METTL21C
Product: methyltransferase 21C, AARS1 lysine
Exons: 4
Coding region: 1-774 (257 amino acids)
Biological process (GO): peptidyl-lysine methylation
Cellular component (GO): cytosol; cytoplasm
Molecular function (GO): protein-lysine N-methyltransferase activity
Source: RefSeq, a predicted model, not a curated record
AUGGAUGCGUGUCUGAGCUCCGAGCAGCAGCCCCGGCCCCUGGACGAGGCUCUGAGCCCCCCGGAUGACGAGGCUCCGCACACAGAUGACACCAGCAGACCCCCAGGAGAUUCUAACGAGAUAGAAGCAUCGCUUCGAAGCCUCCAGAAAUUUGUUCCUACGAAUUACGCCAGCUACACCCAGGAGUAUUAUCAGUUUGUGGGCAAGAAGAUUGUCAUUCAAGAAUCCAUCGAGAGUUAUGGAGCAGUGGUGUGGCCAGGGGCCAUGGUGUUGUGCCAGUAUUUGGAGGAACACACAGAGGAACUCAAUCUCCGAGGUGCUAAGAUACUGGAAAUCGGUGCUGGACCAGGCCUCGUUUCCAUUGUGGCCAGUAUUCUAGGGGCUCAAGUCACGGCAACAGAUCUGCCUGAUGUGCUGGGGAACCUACAAUACAAUCUCCUAAAGAACACACUCAACUGUACCACGUAUCUGCCGGAAGUGAAGGAGCUGGUGUGGGGGGAGGGCCUGGAGCAGAGCUUCCCCAAGUCCACGCUCUUCUACGAUUACGUGCUGGCCUCUGACGUGGUCUACCACCAUUACUUUCUGGACAAGCUGCUUGCCACCAUGGCAUACCUCUGCCAGCCAGGAACGGUGCUGCUCUGGGCCAACAAGUUCAGAUUCAGCACCGACUACGAAUUUUUAGAUAAAUUCAAGCAAGUUUUUGACACGACACUCUUGGCUGAAUCUCAAGAGUCAUCGAUCAAACUCUUUAAAGGAAUACUAAAAUGGGACUGA